UAGGGUUGUCUCCGUCAGUCGCUGCUUCUCUGCGCACAGAAGGCUCUUUUUGAACCCAAAACGGCUUCUUCCAUCACGUGAUACCUGUGUUUCUUGCCCUUCCCUUUCGCUGCAUUUAUACCUGCCAGAGAGAGAGAGAGAGAGAGAGAUGGAGGAGGAGGACAUGGAGAUGGAGGUCGAGGAGGUGUUCGUGGUGCACGAGAUCGACUCCGAGUACGAGUACGAGGCUCCCCAGCACUUCGAUUUCAGCCGCGAGGAGACCGCCGCGGAGGCGCGCGAGGCCGAGCUCUGGUUCGAGUCCGCCAGGAGCUAUCCGCCUUCUCCUUUUGUGGUGAAAUUGAUUCUGAGAGAUGAAAUCCUGUCAAAGAACGUGAACAUCUCUCCAAAAUCCAAAAUGAUGGAGAUUGAUUCUCACGUCCAACUUGGUGAAGCUGAUAUUGGCACUGAAGAACUCGAAGUGGUUCCGAGUAGUAAAGAUUGCAAUGGAAUGGCUAAAGGAAAAGGAAUAUUCACCACGUUUCAGAUUGAAAAUCUACAGAAAUCUGAGAGGCAGCCACUAGGGUAUUCCGAAGGAUGCAGAUCUUAUAAUCACCUGUCAUGCAACAUGAUGAAAGCUAAAUCCAGGACAUCAGUCAAGCCUUGUCCGCCAAGGAUCUCAACUUUAAUGAAGCCAACUGCAAGUAUGCUGGCCAAGCAUAAUCAGCCAUCUCAAGUUGUGAGCUCCAGAUUUCAAAUGCAAACAAGUCAGAUCAGUGGGAAGAGCUUAUGUAGUUCUUCUGCUGGUGAGGGUCAAGCUACUAAGAGGCAGAAGUUAGAGGGAGGUCAUUCGCGGAAGGUCGGUGAACUAAAGCAGCAGACGAAUUUUGUCCACAAAGCAUCUAAAAAGGAUGCAACAGUUGAGAAGAAACCUCAUUUGAAGCUGAGGCUUACCAUUCCUAGGGAGCCUGAGCUUGAAACAGCUCAAAGGGCACAAAGGGCAAGGCCAAGAAACAUGAGUGCCGAGGAACAAUCAACAGUAACUGUACGCAGAUUCAAAGCAAGACCCUUGAAUAGGAAAAUUUUCGAGGCUCCUUCUCUGCCACUUCCAAAAAAGAGCAUUCCGAAAAUACCAGAGUUUCAAGUUUUCCACCUGAAGACCCUGGAAAGAGCUAUGGAGCAUAAUUUAGCAGCUUCAUCAUCCUUGUUGCAUGACUCUGACAAGGAAUUGCUAAAAUCCUGUCCAGCUGCAGAAAAAGAACCCAGGAGUCCGCAAAGAACCAACGGUGUUGAUGCUCCCAAGCAGGAUGGAAUUGGCUCAAUGUAUGCUUUUAGAGCUCAUCCGCUCAAUAAAAAGAUUUUUUCAAGUAAAGGAGAUAUUGGGGUCUUUAGAAAUAAAAAGCGGGAAGCAACAGUGCCUAUGGAAUUCAAGUUCAAUACUGAGAAAAGGAUUCAGCACAAUCCACCGACCGAACUUUUUAGCAAGAUGUCCCUAAAAUCUGAACUCCAGCCCAGUAAUGGAUCUUAUUCUCAGAUAAAAUCGUGUCAGCCCCCCUGCAUCUCGAUGAAGGGUCCAAAAGAAAAUAGAUUCCAUCCUCUACAGCAAAACCUUGAGGUGACCCAUUUGGUGAAAGAGAGAGCUCCCUUUGUGGAAAAGCAAUCCCAAUAUGGAAAUGGCAUUGCCGCUACCGAAGCAGGCUCCAGAUUCAGUGCAAGGAGUCUGGGCAUUCGCUGAUGGCUGAGGGGACAUUGCUGCAUCGAUUAUUUGUUGAUUUUUGCGCUGUUAAAGGAUGGUCACGUGUUGGAAGAUGUUAAUGCUCGUCUGCAUCAUUCGAGUAAUCAUAGGAAGUUUACUCACCAUACAGCUUACCUCGACAACAAAGAGAUGUGCUCCCAAAUGUGAGCUAGCUCCUGUUUUACCUGAAGUUAGCUCAAGUCGGCCAUACC
Molecule: messenger RNA, 1923 nt
Organism: Rhodamnia argentea
Lineage: Eukaryota; Viridiplantae; Streptophyta; Magnoliopsida; Myrtales; Myrtaceae
Product: protein TPX2
Exons: 18
Coding region: 149-1711 (520 amino acids)
Biological process (GO): mitotic spindle assembly; regulation of mitotic spindle organization; activation of protein kinase activity
Cellular component (GO): mitotic spindle; nuclear microtubule
Molecular function (GO): microtubule binding; protein kinase activator activity
Source: RefSeq, a predicted model, not a curated record